AUUUACAAUAAAAGUAAAAGCAAAAUAACACCAAGAGUCCAGAGAUGAGACAGUUAUUGAAUAAUAGAACUUAAAAGCUAAUCAUUAUGAUCAAAAUAUUUUUUAAACAUUAGAACCAUAGUUCAAGUUUUGUUAAAGAUGUCCAAUUCCUUAAACAUUAAUCAAAGUCGGUCGCAACUUGCUUUAAUUGAUGAUGAAGGCUACCAGUUCCAAGAAAAUAAUAUGUUUGUUUUUGUGGUAGGAUAACUAAAAUUAAUUAACUUAACUUUAACUAUAGUAGCCCGCCAAACAUUGGCGACACGCGUGAACUUCCCAUCUACUAAAGUUACUUGACAAAACAUGAACUGAAGUAACGCACAUUUAAGAAUUUCCAUUUUUGUUAAACCGCUUCCUCCAUGAUACAUCUCUGCACACUUUUUAUUUCACGCCCAUUUCCAUGAACUAGGGUAAGUAAGGCAGGGCAUUAAGCACCACCUUUUAAUUGCUUUCUGUGAUUACUGUUGUGAAUUUUCUCUCCUAUAAAAAAAAUACAAUGCCAAUUUAUACGUUUAUGGUUUAUUAUGACAAAAUAAUGUCUUUUGCCUUAAACCAGGCUGAAAUAAACAACAAAAACAUAAAAUUUUAGGAAAUAUAGCUUGUCAAAAAAGUUUAAUGAAAUUUGACACAACAAAUGAAUGUGGGGUAAUAAGCACCGGGGCUAUGGGGUAAAAAGCACCUCGUCUACUGUGUGCAAAAUUUUGCAAACCCACUCCUGUCCUUCUAAGUCUUCCAAAGAGUAGGAUGUAUUGACGCAACUUAGGUGGUACCAUAUGUCGCAAAUGUCACAUUGGACCCAGUUGAAGCCCUCAGAUUGUCCACAACGUCCACAAUGCUCUUCAUUUUCUUCAUCCUGAUUACAUGUUGCAAGAGGACUGCGAGACCUGGUACUGCUUGGAGAGGUCUGCCUUUUGCCCUUUCCCUUUCCUUGUCCCUUUGAUGCUACAAUUGUUCUUUGAGCACUUUCUUCUGAAGUCAGACAUUCCCCAUACCUGAAACUUUGAAUGCGUGCAGACCUCCCACUAUUUUGACCUUUCAUCAUUGGUUCAAAUUGUUUCAUAAAAAAGUCUUUUAGGGUUGAACCCUCCGAUGCAAGUGGGAUAUCAAUAUGACUUGACGUUGAAGUAGAAUGUUCAGGCUGAUGAUUUGGUGUUGGUGGAGGCUGCUGAAUGGACUCAGUUGAUGUGGAGGUUGACGUAGUCGGCUGAACGGCGGACAAGGGUGAGUCAUCUGUCAGAGUGGAUGGUUCAAAACAGCAUGUGGGGUUUGGUGGUGGAGCACUUCUGCCACCAGCAUUGUCCAUUGACACUUGGGGCCUUUUAGGUACAUUAACCCGUUGUCUAUUGAAAGGGCAUAGUCCUGUUGACUCAAAUCCUGACUUGAUAACAUCAGGCGUGAAUGAUUCCUGAAACAGUUUCUUUAAUAUACUUGGAAAGUCUUUCUUCCCCACUGGUCCUGAAUGUGUCCUGGCAUGUUUCACCAGAUAUGACUGCAACAUGGCCUUAACUGGUCGAAACACUGCCUUGCAGAAGAUGAGUGAGGUGUGAAGGCAGACGGAGGAGGACAACAUUGUUCUUCUUUGCUGUUUCAAUCAGUUCCUUGGAUAGAUGUGACACAUGGCCAUCAAACACAAGAAGUCUUGUUUUGUUUUUGACAUCUGCAAUGUGUUUCAAAAAGAUCUUCUGAAAUCAUUCUAGGAAAAAUGGUGACUCCAUCCAUCCUUUGUUGCUAGUUGUGUAGCAUGCAUGGUCUGGUCCAUCUUCAGUCCAUGCCAUGUACAAGUUCUUUCCAUUGUAGAUUAUGAAAGGAGGAAGAGUCUUGCCGCUGGCAGACACAGCACAGCUGACCGUGAUUUGCUCUCUGCCUGAGCCUCCAAUGCUUUGUGUUAACCUUUUUGCGCCUUUUUCUGCUAACACCAUCUGUGGCCUGGCAUCUGUCAUGAACCCUGUUUCAUCAACGUUGAAAAUCUGAUCACUGUCACGUAUGAUGCCAUGCUCAUCCAGGACUUUUUCUAAAAGGUCGAACCAAGCCGCAUCCUCCGCUCUUGCUCUAGCAUUACUCAGGUGCUCAGUUUUUCUGAACACAAGGUCAGGGUUGCGCUUCAGGAAAAGAUGUACCCAGUCUUUGCCUGGUCGACCAUUUACAAAAGGAGUCUCCAACUUGAGAGACAGGGUGAACUGUUGAACAACUGUUUUUAGUUCUUCUGUAGAAAAUCCCCAACCCCAGCUUGCCAAAAGUUUCAAGCACUCAGCAAGUUCUUGCUCAUGUAGAGAACACAGGGUGGUGCUCCUGCCAGCAUGGGCAUUAACUGGAAUUUCCCCAUUUAACUCAUAGCAGUAGUGAUUUUUUGUUGACGCUAUAGUACCUAGAAGCCUGGCUCAAAGACAUUUCUUUCUUCAUUACUGCAUUGUAUGCAUUAACCAUCUCCUGGUACUUUUCAAAAAAAUUCUUCCUUGCUCCUUUAUUCUUCUUUUGUAGGUACGUACCAUUCUGAAACACAACAAAGAAAAAGGUGCUUACUGCCCUGCACUGUGUCUCCAACCUCAUGCAAGGAUAUUGUUAAAAAAUCAAACGAUGAAUCACUCUUUUCCUGCUUGCUCUUUGCACAUAUUAUUAUAAACAUUUCUGGAGCUAAAUACAAACUUUAAACAGUUUUCUUUCAUCAAAUAUAAAUGUUUAGCCCAUAAACUUACCCAUACAGCUAAGGAAAGUCAAACAUGGGGCAUUAAACACCCCCCUAUAAAAAUCCCUUCAAAUAGGCCUACAUUAUACUUUCAUGGUACCAAUGCAAUUAAAAUUGUUUGGAAGUGCACUCUAUUAAUUGAACUGCGCAUAUUCUACAGCAAAAAAAAAAAUGAAAACUGUCAAAUGAAAAAAUGUUAACAUAGGCCCAACUUCAUAUUUCACAUUUUGGUAAAAUGCACCAUGCAUGAGGGUUAGGUCAGAAUAAAAUUUUAUACAAAUCAAAUCAAUCACAUCAUCAAAAUAAAAAAGAUGUAAUACUUACAUGGAGUCUUUCUUGAAUCUUUUAGGCAAUUUAGAACACUUUCAGGUGAGCAAUAAUGAUGUCAGAAAAGUUUUUAGGACUAAACAUUCAAAGAGCAAAAAGUUUUAAGCGCACUUUCAGCAUGUGUCAAGGAGGGCAGGAAGUGGUCAUUAAAAUCACAGUAAAACAAAAUAAUUUUCAUUGGUUUCGAAAUUAACAUUGGGUUGAAAGCCGUCUUCUGAUAGGUUUAAACUAAAUAAGGCUGGUUUGCUUUUUGCCCCAUGCUAUUUAAGUAUAGUUACAGAGUUAAUCCUCAGGGCCCCCCCUGUGACUGGUGCCUAUUACCUCAUGGUGCUUAAUGCCCUGCCUUACUAUUAAAUAUUCUGAUGUCCCAACCACUUUGAAACAAAAUAUUUUUGACACCAUACUUAAAUUGACACAAGUUCAUUUUCCGAAAAGAAAAUUUUACUCACUCAAAAACAUAUGGUGAACGAUUUUUCUCUUUCUGUGCCCCCAAACAAUGGAAUUCUCUUCCAUUACACAUCCGCAAUAUACCGACCAUCAUACAUAGCCUUCUGUCCUGGGAUAUCUGCACCCAUGUAGUGGGGUUGAUGCUGAAGGCCUUUAGUGCAGCUUUCAGUGAGUCUUUGUAGUGCUUUUUUUUUUACCUCCUUGGCUUGCUUAUCGUGAGUUCUCUGAAGAAAAUUGUUUUGGGAGCCGAUGGUCUUCUAUAUGGGCUACGUGUGCCAUCCAAUGUUGUUGAGACUGCAUCAGGGUGGUGAAGAUACUAGGUAGGUUUGCUCUAUGUCAGGAACUUUGACUUGCCACCUGAUGCCGAGGAGUUCCCUGAGGCAGGUUGUUUGAAAAUGGUUCAGUUUCUUGGCGUGAUGCAGGUAGACUGUCUAUGUUUCACAUCCGUUGAGCAAUGUACCACGCUAUAUAAAACCACUAAUAAUAAUAAUAAUAUUUGUAAAAAAUAUUAUUUAGCGUAGUUAUCGGGAAUUAUAUUUUACGCGCGUUGGAACUUUUUGUUGAACCAUACUUUCCUUCUAUCAAACAUUUAGAAUUAUUUGUAAUACACUCUCAAUACCAAAUUCGCUGAUUAGGAAGCAGUUAUAAAUGGAAGCAGUCCACAAGUCACACCUGAAGCGUCAUAGUAAUAUAUAUAUUAGAGAUAUUAAUAUAAUAUGUAAUAUUAUAUAUAAAUAUUUUAUUUUAUUGAUAUAAUCUCUUGUCUUAUAUAUACAUUUUGCUUCUGGUGUGGCUGCUUCCAGUUCACAACUGGUCCUCCCCCUACUCAACAUGUUUUAUAGUACUGAGUGGAGAAAAAAAAGGUUAAAUAUCUUCUGAGUUGACUAUUAUAUUAAUCAAUAAAGAGCCACAGGUUAUGGUGUAGGACUGUCUGUAGGCUAUGGGCUAUGUAUGGGACUGUUACUGUCUGUAAGCUAUGGGGUAUGUGUGAGACAAUCACUUUCUGUAGGGCUGUUGUCUAAAGGCAGGAAAUGGCAUGUAGUUUAUAGGAACUGACUUUAGGCCUAUUGUUUAAAGGCUGGCAGGUAGGGUGUAGGACUGUCUGUAAACCUAUAGUUUAAAAACCGACAGGUAAGGCAUAGGACCGCCUGUAGGACUAUUGUUUAUAGGCCAGCAUAUAUUAUAGAAAAUAAGAAGUUACCCUUUUUUUGUAACACUUGGACCUACCAGUACCAGUUAUUUUCUAAAAAUGCCUGGAGGUAUUUUCUCAAAAUACCGUACCCCGUGUAAAAAAAACUUCACCCGAUUAAACCCUAGUAUUAAUUAUUAAAAUUAUUAAUAUAUUGGACUGAUAAUUUAUUGAUAUUUCUAUUUAUUUAAAUAUGAUACAAAAUUUCAAUUCAAAAUAAUGAUAAUCAAUUACAAAUUAGCUGAAUUUGAAUUGGCCUAGGCCUAUAUUACGUAUAGUAGUAAAUAUAUACAUAAUGCAGAUGGUUUAAAAAUAAAUUUAAAGAAAUAUAUACUCUCCACUAUUAUUAUGAUUGCAGGUACUAGAGAUCAUGAGAUACUAUCCAGGAAAACAAUACAGAAGAAAGUAUGGCUUGGAUCACUGUUAUUUUUGGGAUGCAUUUGAUGUGACUAUUACAGAUAAACGUUAUAAGAAAACUUUUGUAUUAACAGCUGAUGAGAGAUUUAAAAAAGAGGUAUCAUAAUUUCUACUACAUUUCUUGGACAUACUUGACUAGGCUUUUCACUUAAUUGAUUGUGGUGUCAAAAUGAUAAUGUCCACUUUUUAAUUUACCAAGGGUAUCAUUGAUAAAUGGUUUAAUAAUAUAUUCUAGAUCUGCUCAUUUAAAGUCAACAUGCUGAUUGUUCAAGUGAUAAUUUAUUUGAAUUUUUUUUUGUAAAGGUUCUAGAUUUGAAAAUUGAAGUUAAAAAUAGGUUAACGUGACUGUUCAAUAGCUUUUUUUUUUUAAACUGCUCAAUGGUUUAAAAAAAGUCUUUAAUAUAUUAAGUCAUCUGUAACAUUCAAUAUUCAUGAGUGUACACUGUAAAAAAGGGGGUUAAAAACAAAACAAAAAAACAUUUUAGGUCCAUGCUUGUUGACAUUUUAGGCCUACAUAUUAUCGAUAGAGGCCAUGGGGUAGUUAAUAAUUCAUUAAAUUGGUGUGGCGAAUGGACGUCUAGGGGUAGGUCCACAGAAAACAAUAUCGGGUUCUAAAAAGAAAUUCUCGUAUUUAGGGUUGAGUUUUUGAUUUUAUCGGUGUGAGAAUCACUGAUCUUGUCAUUUUUUUUUCUUCUCUAAUUACAAAUAAUUGCUUGUUUUCUCCAAAUUUUGCAUUUUUUAAAUUUUACAAUUUUAAGUAGGAGGAAUAAGAUCUUAUGUUUAAAAUAAUUAUGUUAAUGAGAAAAUGAUAUUCUGAAGCAUGUUUUCCACUUUCUUCCAUUAAUUUAUACUAUUAUUAACAAAUGCUGAAAAAAAAUAACAUUUUUUAUAUUGAGAAAUAUGCAAGAAAUAUGGGUGAAAAUGAUGAGCUGAAAAUGAGUCACAAUGUUAAAAAAUGUGUAUUGAGGUCCCAACCAAAAAAUUCAUAACUUUUUUACCACUUAUUGGUAUUUUUGUAAAACUCUCAGUCAGCUCUAUUUAAAUGUAUUGCAUUUAUAUUUUUAGAGAUAUUUUGAAAAUUUCACAAAAGCACCUAAUUUGACUAAUUUUUAAAUUUUAUUAUCAUAUAAAAUUAAUUAUUAUUUAGCCUUUCUUUACUUUGCCUUGCUGGCAGGGUUGUCAACUCAAAAAAAAAAAAAAAAUUUCUUGACAAAUAUUCUAAAUCUGCACAUUUUUAACAAGCAAGCAAAAUAUUGUAGGGACACACUUUAAAAAUAAAUGGCAAAGCUAAAAAAAUAAUUUUGAAAUAUCCAUUUGCCUAUUUUAAUAGGAUUUUUUCUGUAUGACCCAAGCUUGAGCCCAUUAUAUAACGUUAUUUUAUAAUAUACCAUUCCCAUUAGUGUUGAUUUUCUCCUGAUUAUGAUCCUAUAAGUUUCAAGCAAGUAAGAUAUAAUUUAAAAAUUUGAUAUAUCAGUUGCUUCAAAAAAUCGUGUGCAAUGUUUCCUUUUAUAAUGUAAUUCUAGUGGGGGGAGGGGGGCAUCCACACAUGAUUUCACAAUCAUCACAAAGAUGUAACACAAAUUAGAAACUUUUUCCUUUUUGUCUAAAACUUUGUGAAACCAGACAUGUGAUGUCAUUUAUGGAUAUCCCUUUCGGACAUGUCAUUUUAGGUCACAUAUUUCCAGACUGUCCAUAAAUUUACAGAAAAUUGGCAGUCCUGCUUGUUGAUCCCCUUGUAGAUUGCAAAAUGUAAGCUUGACUACCGGUAGCCUGGUACAAUUUACUCGAGGCUCUUAAAAAAAAAUUAAAAUUGCCCUCUGCUAUAUUUUUGAAAAAUGGAAUUUGUUCAGAAAAUAUUCUUUAAUUUAUAUUGUGCUAAAGAGAUGUAACAAAUUUACAUAUGUCAUAUGUGAUUAUGAAGUACGAAAUAUUUUAAAAUAAGACUGCAAACAAUGUUUACAUUUUACUUGAACUCAAUGAACCAAAAUUUAGGAUAAAAAUAUGCAACUGUGAUUUUUAAAUUUUUGUAUUCAGGGUGAGAAUCACUGAUAAUAGGUUUUUUUUGUUUUUGUUUUUUUUUGUUUCUCUUGAUAACUACAAAUCAUUGCUUGCUUUUUUAAUGAGUAAGCUUUGUUUAUAUUUAUUAAAUUUGUUUUAAUCCCAUGAAUUCUUAUUUUAAAUAUUUUUUUGUGAGCCUUAUUUUGGUUUGGAUUUUCAGUUGCAUCCUGGCUCAGUUAUAAAAAUUAAUAAAUAUUCAAAAUAUCCAUACAAGGCAAGUGCCUAUUGUCAGACUGUAAUAGAAGAGCUUGAAGUGGUAAAUGGAGAGUUGUAUGAUAUUACAGGUAGGGUAACUCUCAUUAACAUGGUAAUCCCUCCCUGCUAUCCUUUUUCCUCAACACACAGAUACACACCUUUUUCUUUUUGUUAACAAUUAAACUUUUUACAAUUUCUUGUUGCUUACCCAGCUUUUUAGUAUUUUUUUCCAUGGGAGCCUUUUCAGAAUAGUUCAAUUAGCAUUACUGCCUGAUCAGAAACUUUCAGAGUGUUAUUUGUAAAACACCCCCUCCCCCCACCCCCCAAAUUUGAAGUGAGUUCGGAAUUCAUGAUGAGAACAAAAAAGGGUUUAAGAAAGACUAACCCAGAAAAUUCCAUUCUAAAAUAUAAUUUCAUACAUAAAAAUAUGAAUGAUUAAAAUUAUAACAUUGUUUAUUUUGUUGCAUAUUGAAAAUUCUUAGUAUUAAGAAUUAAAUUUGCAUUGCCAGAAUGGCUUUAAACUUUAACGCAAAGUAGUUAUUGGCUUAUGUUUAAAUUACUUUUUGUGUCAAAUGGAUCAAUUGUCAAAUUGAAAGAUUUAAUAUUUGUGUCAAAGUGAGGGUAUUGUUUGUAUUGUUUAUUUCAUUGUUUAGUGCUUAAGGUGGGUGAAAGUUACAUUUUAACACUUAUUUUUAAUUUUUAAUACUUCUGUUGCACUGAUUGGUGACAGAUUUGAAGAAACUGCCAUGGAUUCCAUCACAUUUUUCAAGACAAGAAAAGAAUCUACCCCUGGCAUCUGACAGAGAUUACUACGUUAAUAACUGGACAUUUGCUUUGAAUUUUGACAAGCUCAAAGUUGAUGAGGGUAAUGUCAAAAAAGAAAUUCUUCAUAAAUUAAACAGAAGCAAGUUAGUAUGUCACCAUUUUUUCUUCAGUACAGUUAUUUUUUACAUUUAAGUUUUCUAACUAUCUUUGUUCCAAAAAUAUUGACAUUUUGAAUAUGCUAAAUAUAUUUUCAUUGAACUUUUUUCUUUUUUUUUAAAUCACUUAAUUUACACAGUCACAUCACUAGUCAUCCAAACAAAGCCAGCUAUGAUUUAUUAUUUUAUUAAGAAUAUUGCAUCCAUUUCUUUAUAAAAAUUAAAUUAAUCAUACUUUUAGAUUACAUUUAUAAAUAAUAUUUCACAUAAAGGUAUUUUAAACUUAAAAUUCUUCUCUUUUUUAAAUAAUGAAAUUUAUCUGUUCAUUUCAACGUCUCUUUAAUUGUCAUUCACUGCCUUUCUGAUUUUACCAAUGCUUGGUCUUGCUUUUCUUUCAGUUCUGCCCAUCUGCAUGCGAGAAAUUGACUUGACUAAGGUCCAUUCACUUCAAGAUGUGGUCAAUAAAAAAGCUCCCAGAUCAAAAGAUCAAUUGUUAAUUGUAAAAGUCAUGAGAAAAUCUAAUGUCAUCCAUUUUUUCUCUCCAUUCUAUGAUGACGAAUGGCCUUUCCAGGUUUUCUUCUUUUUUUAAAACCACUUUUUACACUUUUUUUGUUGUUGUUUUGCUGAGAAAAAUAAACAUCGACCAGAUCUGUUGAUAUAGAUAAUUUAUGUAAUUAUUUUUAUCAAGCUAUUUCAAUUUUAUAACUAGUUAAAUAGUCAAAUGCAAUAUGAAUGUUUUUUUUUUUUUUUUUUUUUUUUUUUUUUUUAAUAUUUAUUUAAACCUCCAUUUUUAUAUUUUUUUUUUUUUUUAAAAAAAAAAAACUUUUUAAAAAAANGAGCAGGGGCUCUCAGAAAGAGAGACACAGGAUUUUAAGUGCAAUACAAAAGCUAUGUCAAAUUACUUUUACGUUUGUUAAUCCUAAAAUCUAAACUUUAAGACAAUAUUAUAUAUAUAUCUUUUCAGUUCUUUGGCGUUAGGGUCAGCCUAGCUCAUUCUUACAUAGAAUGAGCUAGGCUGACCCUAACGCCAAAGAACUGAAAAGAUUUAAAUACGUUCUUACUUUUAUUAAAUUUAUUACGUAAUAAAAACGUAACCUUUAAAUAUACUUCGUAUAAGAAAAUGCAGUUAAAGUCAAUCAGUGCAGUAAAGCUCCAUAUCCAAAUAGCAUACACUGAUCCACUUAUAAGAACAAACCAUAUGAAGUGCAAAAUGUUAUUUUGGGUAUGGAAGGGACUAUAAUCUCGUGGAAGAUUAUAUUAGUUUUAUUUAAACGUGGGAGGGGGGGGGGAGUCAUUUUGUCCCAGGCAGCUCAAGAUAUGUCUCAAAAUACAGGAAUGAAUUUGAUAAAUAAUUAAUCUUCUUGGGUACAAACAUAUCGGAGGUAGAAAAUAGGAUGUGUACAUUUUACAUGGAUGACAAUUUAUUUAAAUCCUAUAAGUUUAUUACAUUUGUGAAAAAAGACAUGUUACAUUCUCUUUUUGCAAAUAUUGGUAUUUUCAUUUUGCCCCAGGCAGCACAAGAUACGUCUCAAAAUAAAGGAACAAAUUUGAUAAAUAAUUAACCUUCUUGGGUACAUACAUAUCGGAGGUAGGAAAUAGGAUGUGUAUAUUUUUACACGGAUGACACUAUAUUUAAAUCCUAUGGUAUUACAUUUGUGAAAAAAGAGAUGUUAAAAUCUCUUUUUACAAAUAAACAUAUGUUUACCAAUUAAGAAAAUCAAUGGCGUUAACAAAACGUGGAUACAUUUAUAUAAGUAUACCCAUGAAUAUCAAAACCCAAUCAUUUUACUCGCUUGAAAAUUUAAUUUUGAAAAAUGGAGAUGGGUUAAUACUUUCUUUCAAAAAAUGAAAAUAUAUUUCUGUUUUUAAUUUGCGAAAAGUAAAGUGGGUGUGUAUUUUUAUGAGAUUAACAUACAACAUUUUUUAAAAAAAGACACUCAAGCCUUUAGAUAAAGAAUUCUUUAUUUGACGAUUUUCUGAUAAUGUAUAAUUAAAAAAACAAAGCAAGUGUGUUUAAAUUUUUGAGGAAGAUAUCAAUAUAUCAAAUUCCUUUAAUAUAAAAUAUAUUUAUAUCAUGUAUAGAGUUUUUGUUUUAAAUUUAAGAUUAUGUUUUUUAACAAUUUUUAGAGAAAAAAAGUUUUAGUUCAAAGGGACGAAAAGGGGUAAUCCAAAGUAUUUCUCUAGCAUAGAAAUCGUCCUUCAAUUAACUUUUUUAGUGACAAAAGUGAUAUAAUUACUGAUAAUUUAGUUUGGGUAAUUUAAGGUCAUGUUUAGAGGGGGAAAAAAGUAAUUUAGGGGUGUGAAAGGGACUAGGGUAGGCGUAUAAUAUAUAGCAGAUAAAUACUUUUUAAAACUUAAUGAUGUUAGAAAUGUAAAUAUCAUAAAAUAGAUACUUCUUUUUAAAGUUAGGAAUUGUGAUGAGUUUUUAAAAUAACCGGUAGAAAUUAUCACAAAGGCAAAGGAUUAUUAUUAUCCAGAGAAAAUGGGGUCAUAUAUUCUAGAAUUAUGAAUCUUUAAAAAUAUGAUUCAACUUUCAAGCUGUGAAUAUUUUUUUUGGGUUGUUCAUAUGAAAGGUCAAGGUGCGCUCUAUUUUUAAAACCAAAUUUAGAAACAUGUCAUAGAUAGAAAUUCUAGGUUAUAACCCAUAAGGUUAAGGUGGCAGGAUGAUAACUUGAGAUGUCUUUUACAUUUUGUAACAUAUAGUUAAAAAUAAAUUUUGCAUGUGGCAUAAAUUCUAAAUGAAAAGUUAUUGAAUUUGAAUAAUGUUAGUUAUGCUUUUAAAAAAAUUUGAUCUUGACUAUUUUAGACAUUUGAAGCGCGGCAAUUAACUCUUUGACUGCCCCUUGCAUAUUAUUUUUAGCUUCCCCUUGUUGUUGCUGACCACACUGGAUGGUGCACUGCCGUUUUGUGGAACAAACUUGCGGUGGAACUUUUCAACAAGUGGGUAGAUAUUCAUGGUUUUUAGUUUUAAAAAAAAAAGUAAUUUAAACAUUUAUUUUUAAAGAAUAAGUUUUUUAUAUAUCAUUUUCUUGACUGAAACAAUAAUCAAAAUUAAUUUAUUACUCCAAAAAUAAUACAUACCACUUAUAAUUUUUUUAAUAUGACAGCAUUAAUUUAUGCUAAAGCUAGACAUUUUAUUUGCAGCUUUCAGGAGGGCAGCUUACUCAUGAUUAAGCAUUUCAAAAUCAAGGAAAGUUUUCAAAAAAAAUCUCAGUACUUCCAGACCCCACCCCAAGGAAAUGUGGUCUUUGACUCAGAGAUAUGCUUGAAUCAAACCAGUGUUGUCAGAGUAAUCCAUAACAUUUCAGAUGCUGAUGUUGAGAGGUUGAAAAUGCCUGAUCUGGAGUGCUGUUUAAUUACACGCAGAGAUUUGAUGUAAGUUGGAGUAAAAAAAAAACAACAACCUUGUUUAGAAUUAAAAUGCCAUGAGCUUAUCAGAUAAUUCAACCUGUAAAAUUUUAGCAGUCUUAAUAGUUAUCCAUUUAGAUGAAAGCUGUAAUUUAAAAUCACGUCUUGCUUCUCAGUUCUGUUCCCGACUUUGCAAUAGUUGAUGUUGCAGGUUGUGUUACAUUUGUGGGAAGGAUAGAGCGUGAACCAAGGAAAGGUGAUUAUUUAGUUCAGUUAACUUAUUUCUAAAUUAAGUCACAUUCAGUUUGUAGAAGUGGAUUAUGACCUUUAUAAACAGCCUUUAAUUCUAAAUGCAGUUAUAUAAAUAUAGUAUUAAGUUAAUUAAGAGCCUGAAAUUAAUUGUAAAGGAAUUUAUAUAUAUAGUAUAAACAGACUGAAAUUAAUUCUAAAUGAAGUUGUAUAUAUAAUGUAAACAAAAUGAAAUAUAUAUACAUACAUAGUAUAAACAGACUGACUAUGAUUUAAAAGUUAUCAAAAUAAAACGUUUAGUGACUAUUGCAAGUUGCUCUCACCAUUCUGAAUAAACAGUAACAUAUGUAUGUGAUUCAAGCCCAUGCCAACCCUCAAGCAACCUUCACUUUUUUUAAACCUCAACUGGUAUUUUACCCCCCUUCAAAAUUCUUGAUAACAAUUUCAUGUGCUUGGUUUAUAAAUAUUUAUUUUAUCUUUAUUUCUCAUUCUCUAAUCCUAGAUAUAAAAUAUCAUCAAAAGGAUAGUGGGGGUUUCUAUCAUCGCCGAUGGAUACAUUUAAAGGACAAAUCACUUCAUGCACCAACUGUUGUACUCAUUUAUGAGGGGUAUCAGGUAUUAGCUUUUUUUGUAAGUCUUUUGAUUUUUAAAAAAAAAUAAUAGUUAAAACUGUUAUGCUGUAACAUACUUAGGAUCGGGCCGUUCGGGACGAAAUAUUUCCAUCAGGACUGACCGAUUUAAAAAUUAUUUUGUUCCCCAAUCUGUACGAAUUUACCGGCGUGCUUCCUCUGAAGUCACACAUCUGAAUGAAAAAUAAUAAGUCCCUGAUUUUGCUAAGAGCACUCACUGAAGGGCUGUUUGAAAUAAUUUAUUAUAAAUGUCUUGUGUUCAAAUUGUUUUAUUUUUGAGCUGAAAUUGUAUAAUGCAAUCAAAAAACAUUUUCAUUUAUUUGGAUCAAUAAAAGAAUAUUAUCUUAUCUUAUCUUAUAAGUAACUAAAAUACUUAUGAAAUAAAUAGAACUUUAAUUAAAUGAUUAUUUUAAAAUUUUGAUUUCAUAUGUUUAAUAUUUCUAUGUUUUUAAAGAAUAGGCAUACUCAAUAAAAUUAGCACCAUAUAUUUUUGUUAAUAGACUUUCUAACUUUUCCAUUAUAUUUUAUAUAUCAAUCAGACAAUUGAAGAAAAAAAAUAUUUGAAAAAUAAUGAAACAAAAAGCAAGUAAACUGUUGACUUGCCUUGAUUCUAUUAUUUCAAAAAUACCUAUCAUAAUUUAAAUAUUUCAGAGUGAAUGUUUCUUCAACAUAAGUCCAGGUCAACAUCUGUUGUGUAGGCAUAUGCUGACUAAUCAUGGGUUGUCAACACUCCAAUCCUCUAGGCAACAAAGAUACACCUGGCUAACUACUACCAGUAACUCUAGGGUAAGUUUAUCUUUGCACUUUCACUUUAUAAACAAGAAUAUUGCCUUUGGAUAGCCUGCUCUCAUCCAUUGUUGUUUAGUGGAUAAACAAUGUUGCCAGAGACUCAAAUGUAUAUUUAACCAGAGGAAUUUCUCAAUUAAUUCUAGAUAUACACUGUGAGGCCUUCAGAUUAUGAUCAACUGCCCAAACCCCUGGAUACAGUAGUAAGGAAUGCAUUUACAGAAUAUAGAAAAGAUGAAUUUGUUAAUCUUUAUAUGGAGGGUGGCUUCUUCACAUACCCUCCCCUACCAUGUACCAUGGAAGCUUUCAUAAAAGCUGUACCGAAGUAUCGAGACCAGGUAAUUUGCAGUAGCUUUUUCAAAUAGCUAAAAUGUAUAAAAAACACUAAAAAAAGAAGGGGACAUUUGGAUUUUAAAAUUAAAUGUAGUAGUUGCAGAUCCAUAUUGUGGUAAGUUCUUGGCAUAUAUCACCAUGCUUCCCCCUUACAUCAUUGCAUUUUCUGAAACCAAUCCCAUGAGUAGAUUCAAUAACAUUAAAACUUCCAAAGAGAAUGAACUAUCGGAUAAAUUUAUAACUUUAAAUUCAAAUCUUAAGAAAACUUUUAAUUAGUGUUAACAUUUUAAAUUAGUUAAUUUGUUCUUUUAGGUAAUGCAAUGUCAAUUACUUUUUUUAAAUAAGAUCACAGAAAGUGGCCAGCUGCUGCAGAAAUUUAACAGAAUGAACUGGAGACAAUGCCAUCAGCUUGUUGUGGAGGCCGCUUUCCUGUCCCUGAAUUACGUUGAUCUCAACAAACAAAAAAAGUCUGUGAUAAACUAUUCACAUUAUUUAUGUAUACCGUAUGUUCGCAUUAAUGACACAUCUUGUACAAAGUUUUACUUUCCCCGCACCCAGGGUGCAUCUUAUAUAUAUAUGGGUGUGUCUUAUUUAAAUAUUUUUACAUAAAUCUUCAAAACCAGCGUCUUAUAUAUGGGUGCAUCUUAUAAUUAGGUGUGUCUUAUAUGUGCAAAAAUAUGGUAAGUAUUUAUCAACACAAGCAAACAUUACAGUGUGUGAUAUUGAAGGACGAUUAUUUGCGGGCGAUAUUCACGUUUCUGGAUUUUCAUUUCUACUUGUAAAAACAAUUGGGUAAGUGUUCAGUAAAAACCACGUCUACCAAUCCAAUGCAGGCCACUUCAAAUUUAAAAUCCUUUCGUUUCAACGUUUUGUAUAUCAAUGAAGCCGCCUUUACAUCUAGCGUUUAUUGUUUCUCAACCUAGAGUCCAAGUACUCAACCCAUCCGCUGGUGGCCCAGCGGCAGAUAAGAAUAAACAAUAAUAUUUGCGGUCCUGCCUCAGACAAUUCUUUGAUCUACCGGUAAACUAAAAUGGUAAUGAAGCCUUGUUUACAUCCAACGGGUGAUGAAACAUUUGGACAAAUUUUCAUUUAUGAUCAAGGAAAGGAAACCACUGGAUAUAAAUUGCUCAGUUGGCUAGGCUGCGGAUAUAAAUUGCUGUGUGGCAGAUGGCUAGGCUGCGUACGUCUUAUGUAAUUUUUGUUUGCACAAAUCGCCAAAAACCCCGUCUUAUAUAUGGGUGUGUGUUAUGUAAAAUAUUUUUUACACAAAUCGUCAAAACCUGCGUCUUAUAUAUGAGUGUGUCUUAUAUAUGAGUGUGUCUUAAAUGCGUAAAAAUGUGGUAUUUUGUUUUUGCAAACGGAUGUUAAAAGAAUAACAUUAAAAAAUAUUAAUUAAUUUUAGAUAUAGGUAUUGUGAGGCAUCCAAUGCUAGAAAAUCUAUUAAAUGGAUGAAAUUAUACUUGUAAAAUGACUAUUUUCAUUGCCAUAAUCAAAAUUUUAUUUAGGGAGCAUUCUCUCAUUACGGAGUCAGAAGAUGAAGAGAGUGAAAAAAAUGAGCUGGGUUCUAUUGAUCGUGAUUGCAUUUCUCAGCUUUGGUCAAAACAAAAAACAGGUAUGAAUGAACGAUCCCAUUCAAAAUUAUUGUGAUUUUACAAAACAGAUUAAGUUUUUUUUAAAAUAAAUGGUGUCCAAAUUUUGAUUAAUCAGUUUGAAAUUGUUAAUUUAUCUUUUAAAAAUUUAUGAACAAGCAGGAGAAAGAGUUUAUUGAACCAGUUCAGUGGUGUGUUAAAUAAAUUAGUUUGGAUUGUAGGCCUGGCAUAAGUAUUGCUACCGGAGUGCUUUUGCAAUUGCAUUAAAGAUGCAUAUUAAAAUAAAAUCUAAUAAGAUAAAAUAAUUAUCUGAUUCUGAGGAAUAAAGUUAAGAAUUUUGUUAUUUUAUUAUUCCUUCACUUAUUAAGAUUUUCUAGUGUUUGUCUGGAAUCAUUUUGCACUUGGGAUGAAUCAUUUCUUUGCAUUCUCAUACCAACUUAUACAUUUUUUAAACAUUGUUUCCGGCUUUUACCAUAUUCAAUCAUCUUAUGUAAUAACACCCAUUAUUUACCAUUAUCUUUCUGAGUUUGACCCUGUGCACGAACCAAGUCUAUUUUUACCUCUACCAGGAAACAGAUCUAGGCCAAAGUGUGCAGUAGUUUUCAAGUGGCACAUUCUUAAUGAGCCAAUAACACUCAACACCAUUAAACCUAUAGGACUCUGUGCUGAAAGCUGUAUCACCGAGUGCAAAGAGCUUAUCAGUGGCAUACAUGACUCAGACCUUGGCCUGCUUCACGCUGCCAAGUUUGACCUAAACCAAGAGGAAGUCACUGCAAUAAAUCAUUCAUCAGUAAAACUGGUCCAGUCUAAAUUCACAUUACUUUUGGAUGUCUACACAGAUGCAGGAAAUGGCCAGCUGAUAGUACUGAAGCGUGGGUUUGAGUUUUAAACCAGCAUUGCCAUCAUUUAAGUUAACCUAUUUUUUAAAAGUUCUUUAUGUGAAGUUGUGAUUUGAAAUCUGAAUUUUGUAUCGCUUUGAAAAACAAUUUUGUUUCAUGCCUGGAAAAUAAAUAUCUCUGCCAUCUUGGUUCUGUUUGCAAGUCAAAUUUAUUUUAUUAUGUAAACAUUACAAAUGGUUAUUUUAUCAAACGCGAUCAAAACACUGUUGAUCACACCCUGAUGUAAACAAAUCAAAACUGCAAAAGCCAUCAAUGAAAACGAAACAUAUAUUUAUCCAGUUAUUAGAGCUUAGAUUUCUAUUUUCUAUUUAUUAAUUCCACCA
Lymnaea stagnalis (great pond snail) is the source of this 16428-nucleotide messenger RNA. Lineage: Eukaryota; Metazoa; Mollusca; Gastropoda; Lymnaeidae. The record is from the annotation of a GenBank genome assembly.